ACUGUAUGUGAGCGCAACGGAGCGCAGUAUUUGUGCGGACUUGAGGCACACAACGCUCAGUUCCUUAAAGAGAAAAAUAAACAAGGAUACCACCGAAUCGAUCAGGGAUCUUUAAGCAGGGAAUCGCCGAUGGGAUCUACGUCUCGCAUGCGACACGAGCCUCUGUGCCGUAGACCUGCUGCCACAGACGAUUCAUCUGUACGGUACAGCAUCUUGACAGACUGAUUUAUAUAUGCAUUAUAAAGAGCUACCGGGCGCCGUGUUUUCAUAUCCCCCUGCUGCUCUCUUUAUCGUCUGCGUCUGUGUUCGGACCGAUUAUUUGUCUAAUUGACUCUUCCAUCAGUGCUUUGUGACGGUGGCUAUAUAAUCCUGAUACACAUAUAGCUAAUAUACACGACCAGAGGAGCUGCAGUGGAGGACGGGCAUCGCUUGGAGAUUUUUCCUAGCAGGGGGACUCGAUCAGCAUCCACUUGUUUCUGCUUUACCGGGGUAACAUUGAACCCAAUGGCCGUGUUUUAUUCUUGACACUUCUUUACCGCAGGGGGAAUUUCUUCAGUCAUUUUCUAAUCAGACUCGGGCUUCACCAUCAUCUCGCUAUAAUGUAGACGCUCACGUCCAUACGCUCACCGUCAGUGUUAAUUUCUUGAGUAUUCAUUGGGAACGAACCAGGGCCUUCUUGUGAUAUUUCUUUCCACCAAAAUGCCGGCUGGAAUGAAGCCUCUUGAAAAGUUCUUGAAAAAGCAGACCAAUGCGCUCACGCGGGCGGGUGGUUUUGGGGAUAAGGCCACGGGCACCGGGGCGUCCAGGCGGCGGGCGAGCCUGUCCCGUGUGGUGCCGUUCUUCAGGGAGACGUCUCCCGAGAGCGGACCGGCAAGGGAGGUGUUCAGCCCGGAGACCGAAGAAGCGCCUUGCUGGCCUUCGGCCACUGCGGACAUCAGGAGCCCCUCGCUGUCCAGCGAUGAGCAGAGCUCAGAGGCGAGUCUGGACACGAACUGGACCCCUCUGCCCGCGGACACCCCACAGAAUGUAGCGCUGGCGCUGCUGGAUAGUGUGGCGGGAAAGCGGUACGCCAACUGCACAGAAAUACUCCUUGAUGACUUCAUGCUGACACACCCGAUCUUCUUGGCCCCAGACAAGUUCCAGCAGGUCUUGCUUCAACAAUUCAAUGCAGACGGGAAGCAGGGUGAAGGCUGGCCCGGCUGGGAUGGAGCGGAGCGGAAAGUUGCGGUUCUGACCGUGGCCUUCCGAUAUCUGGAUACGUAUAGAGACUUAUUGCAGGAGGAGGGAGAACGGUCCAAUACCUUCCCAAAGGAACUGUAUCUGUGUGCUGUUCAAGAUCUCAGCCGCUUUCCAGAGCUGGUGGAGGACGUCCUGAAGCUCCAGCGCUGGAGUGAGAUACUACAAAGCCCGGCAGAGGAGGACAAGGAGAGCCGUAAGAAGCAAGUUCGUCCACUUUUCCGACACUUUCGGCGUAUCGAUGCCUGCCUACAGCCCCGAGAGGCUUUCCGCGGCUCAGAUGAGAUCUUCUGCAGGGUUUACACACCAGAUCACUCGUACGUCACCAUUCGCAGUCGCCUGUCGUGCCGUGUCGGGGAGAUCUUGGCGCUAGUGAAAGAAAAGCUCCAGUAUAGCGAGGAUCAGCCCACCCAACCUGCCAACCUCAUACUGGUGGCGGUCACCUCAUCUGGGGAGAAGGCUGUGUUCCGUCCCAGCGACGAGGCUGUUUUCACAACUUUGGGCGUCAACACCCACCUGUUUGCCUGCGAACCUUUGGAGCUGGAGAGCCUGAUACCCCUCCCAGAGGAGAUCCACUGGUCACCGGGUGACAGCAAACUCCAUGACAUGAGCGCAGAGGAGGUGGCCAAUCAGCUGGUGGUGUUUGACUGGGAGCUGUUCAGCUGUGUGCACGAGGUGGAGUUUGUGUGUUACGUGUUCCACGGAGAACAGGCUCGCUGGCGCCCCCUUAACCUGGAACUGAUACUGCAGCGGUGCAGCGAGGUGCAGCACUGGGUCGCAACGGAGAUCCUGCAGUGCCAGUCGCUUCCAAAGAGGAUACAGCUGCUGCGCAAGUUCAUAAAGAUCGCAGCCUUAUGUAAACAGCAGCAGGAUCUGCUGUCUUUUCUGGCGUUGGUUUUGGGUUUGGACAAUCCUGCAGUCAGUCGCCUACGCCUGACCUGGGAAGGUUUGCCAGGAAAGUUCCGGAAGCAGUUUCAGCAGUUCGAGGGCAUUGCGGACCCAUCUAGGAACCACAAGUCAUACAGGGACCUCCUAGCAAGCCUGAGAGCUCCUCUCAUACCCUUCACUCCACUGCUGCUAAAGGAUUUGACCUUCCUCCAUGAGAGCUGUAAGAGUUUCCAUGGGGAACUGGUUAAUUUUGAAAAAAUGCACAAAGUGGCCGAAAUGGUUCGAAGCAUCAGGCGGUUUAGGAGCAGUCAGCUAGCGGUGGAGGCCGAGCCGUCCCCUUCUCACCUCCAGACGAAAGCGUACGUCAGGCAACUGCAGGUCAUCGACAAUCAGAAUCUGCUGUUUGAGAUGUCCACCAAGCUGGAGCCAAAAGACAUGUGAACAUACAAGCCAUAUCUACACAACCUCUCUUUCCCUUCAAUAAAUCCCAGACGCGCCACGCUUCAUCGUCGCAGAUCAACCCAGCUGUGCUGUCAAUCAUCUCAGGCUCCGCCUCCACACCAGAAAACUCAUUCAUGGAAACGGUGUGAAUUGUGAUUUGAGUGAAUCUGUGUCAAUGUUCUGAGUAUCACCACACGUAAAGGUCUGGAUUUUAUAUUACGCUUUUCUCGCUGUUCUCAACUGAAGGGAAACCUGUUUGCACUGCCAUCAGUUGAACGAACCAAACGGACAGCCGACCGUGUCGCCGGCUUAGUCAUAAUAAUAAUCUCUACUGGACUUUUCACGCAGGCCGUCUGAAACGCAGAAUGAUUUGAUCGUACAACCCUUUCGUUAUCCCAAACAUCUCUUACAACAUGAGACAAUCUGACCUCCUGACCUUUGGUCGUCCCAACCCCCCUCCCGCCAACAUGGGCACUUACUGCGACCCUCAUUAGACAUUAGUGUUCUGUACAUAUAAUGGAUCCCCAGCCAUCAAAAGAGUCCCAAAUCCAAGACCAGCUCCUAUGUACAGAAUCUUCAACUGUACCUGUUCAUGUAAAUAAGUCUCAAGAGAUUCACCUAAACACUACAGCAAGCUAACGAAAGCCAAAUAAGAUUUGGUCACUCUUAUAUAUACAAGAUUGAUAAGACCAAAAAUAAGUGACCUAAUGCAGUAUUUUCGCUUUUUACUGUGACAACCUCAGAAUUUAUCAACUAUUUUAACGUUAAUAUAUGUAUGGCCCAAAGCUGACCUUUACACCGUCGAGCAUUUUGUCCCAAUACGCCCUGGCCAUAUGUUAAAAGGACAAACGCUAAAGUCAGGGAAAAAGUCAACUCUCAUGAUUGAAAAAGUUUUCUUUUAACUUAUCAUAAGCUACAAAGACUGUACGGAUCGACUCGUCUUGGAUUGGACUCUCAAGAUCUCGUCCCGAGGUCAUACAAGAGAACGCCUGUAAGGCUUCACUGUACAUACAUUAUGUAAAUAGCGAAAUAAAUAUUAAUGACUCUAUUUUAUGUAAGAGAUACAGUAUGAGAAGGACUCUCAAAAGGAAUAUUUGUUUUGUAAAUCAAAGAAAAAAAUGUACGUGUACAGUUUAAAAGAAGACUCGGACAGUGUCUGAGGUUUACGAAGAAAGAAUUGUAUAGUAUAUUUGCUGGUUUCGUUGUUUGGGUUUGAUAUCAUUUCUUAUACAUUACAGAUGACUUGUACAUAUCCUCUGUUUUGGUUGCAUUGUUUUUUUUGCGUUCUUUAUCUGCAAUGGAUGAUUUGUACAGCAUGUUGGUGGUUUAUUUGGAUUCUGCUGUUUUUAUUUAGUCAACAUUUACUCAGUUUUAUCUUUUUAAAGCGGGUAUUCUAUUGUUGUUUUGGUUUUGUACAGAAGUCCGUGUUUACAGUGCGAUUCUCUGAAACUCAGACAUGUCCAAUGAAAGACAAGAGGGCGGGGUGGACACUGCCCCUCCAACUUUCUUGAUUUGAGACAAAAAUGCAUCUAAAAUAAAGCCUCUUGUGAUGAGCACUUGAGCCAAACUG
Triplophysa dalaica is the source of this 4135-nucleotide messenger RNA. It is a transcript of the gene rapgefl1, whose product is annotated as Rap guanine nucleotide exchange factor (GEF)-like 1. Gene Ontology annotation, biological process: positive regulation of GTPase activity; Ras protein signal transduction. Lineage: Eukaryota; Metazoa; Chordata; Actinopteri; Cypriniformes; Nemacheilidae. Gene Ontology annotation, cellular component: plasma membrane. The transcript has 15 exons. The record is from RefSeq and is a predicted model, not a curated record. Gene Ontology annotation, molecular function: guanyl-nucleotide exchange factor activity. The coding region runs from base 700 to 2565 and encodes 621 amino acids.